UCAGACUCUCCACAAAAUGCGUCCAGUCGUCUUUACACUUUUGAUCACACUUUUGCUCGCCAGUUCUGUGCAAGCCGAUUGGUGGGACGGGUUCACUGAUACGGUCAGCGGAGGUCUGAACAAUGCCGCCGGAUGGUUCAAGGAGACGGCGUCUCCAGCAAUCCGUGACAAGUUCAACGAGUACAAGGAGAAGCUUCAGGACCCGGAAACCCACAAGAACAUCCGAGAAUGGGUUGCAGAGAAGUACGAGGCCGCAUCCGAAUUCACAAAGGAGGAGAUUGUUCCGGAGCUUAAGAAGGUGUACGAGGCGGCCACUGCUGAUGUGACGACGAAUGAGCCGAAAGAGGAGAAGGAAGUGACUUUAGAUGAUAAUUGAUUUAAUUAAUCAAUUAUUAUUUAUUUAUUCACAUAUUUUUCUUAUGCAUUACUCAAAGCCCACGUUUAUCAUGUGCCUUAUUCCAAUGACGAAUUGUAGUUGUAUUUGUUCAAAAGCAAGCAUAAAAUGUUUUUUCUGUAAUAUUGAAUUGUUUCAAAAAAGUUUCAAAAUGUGGAAAUUUGCG
Messenger RNA from Caenorhabditis elegans, 560 nucleotides. It is a transcript of the gene K02B7.3, whose product is annotated as DUF148 domain-containing protein. Bases 17 to 376 code for a protein of 119 amino acids. The record is from RefSeq and is marked reviewed. NCBI's taxonomy places the organism in Eukaryota, Metazoa, Nematoda, Chromadorea, Rhabditida, Rhabditidae. The transcript has 2 exons.